AUGUCAAGCUCUGAGCCAGUGAUGAGGGAAAACCAGACCCUCUGCACACAGUUCACCUUUGUGGCUUUCUCCUCUCUAAGUGAGCUACAACCAGUGCUCUUUGUAAUCUUCUUGGCCAUAUACUUAUUCACUAUAUUGGGAAAUUUGUUGAUCAUCUGCCUAAUCUGGGCAAGCCCUACACUCCACUCCCCCAUGUAUUUCUUUCUGGCAAACCUAUCCUUCCUGGAGAUGUGCUAUAUCACCAGUGUGGUUCCUCAGAUGCUGGUGCACCUGUUGGUGGAGCCCAAGACCAUGAGUGUGGCACGUUGUGCAGCUCAGAUGUAUGGUUUUGCCAUCUUUGGGCUAUCAGAGUGCUGUCUACUGGCAGCCAUGGCUUAUGACCGCUUUGUUGCUAUCUGCUAUCCAUUACGCUAUACAUUAUUGAUGAGUCCUCGAGUCUGCCUACAAUUGGCUGCAGCAUCCUGGACUACAGGAAUGGUUAUGGAGUCAGCCCAGAUCACCUGGAUCUUCACUCUCCCCUUCUGUGGCACAGGACAAAUUGAGCACUUUUUUUGUGAUGUUUUGCCUGUGGUGCAAAUGGCCUGUGUGGACACUUCUCAGAAUGAGAUUGUGCUGUUUUCUAUUUCUGUGCUCUUCAUUUUGAUCCCCUGUUUGCUAAUUCUCUCCUCCUAUGCCCGUAUUGUCAUGGCCAUUUUGAGAAUGCCCUCUGCUGCUGGCAGGCGCAAAGCUUUCUCUACUUGUUCCUCCCACCUCCUGGUUGUCUCGCUCUUCUAUGGUCCAGCCAUCUUUACCUAUCUUCAACCCAAGUCUGCCCAUACUCCAGAUACAGACAAAGCAACUGCCCUCAUGUACACAGUAGUCACUCCUGCACUCAAUCCAGUCAUCUAUACUUUAAGAAACAAAGAAGUGAAAGGAGCCUUUUGGAGAAUAACCAAAAGGCAUCCUCCUAGCCAAGCUGCCUAA
This is a messenger RNA of Antechinus flavipes (yellow-footed antechinus), 963 nucleotides long. RefSeq names its product olfactory receptor 10A4-like. Gene Ontology annotation, molecular function: olfactory receptor activity; G protein-coupled receptor activity. Bases 1 to 963 code for a protein of 320 amino acids. Gene Ontology annotation, biological process: G protein-coupled receptor signaling pathway. The record is from RefSeq and is a predicted model, not a curated record. Gene Ontology annotation, cellular component: membrane. The transcript has a single exon. NCBI's taxonomy places the organism in Eukaryota, Metazoa, Chordata, Mammalia, Dasyuromorphia, Dasyuridae.